AUGGCAUUAUGUGUCAUGGAUCUUGCCCAUAUUCCAUUUAAUCUUAUGCCACAAUACACCUGUGCGACACCUCUAAUUUUUGCAAUAUAUGGUAGUGGAUGUACAGCUGUUGCAAAGCUUCUUCUCGAUGGUGGUGCUGAUCCAAACAAAGCAUGCAGUAACGGGAUUACUCCUCUCCAUAUUGCAACAAUUCGAGGUACCUAUGAAAUAGCAGAGUUGUUAUUGUCCAAAGAAGCUGAUGUUAACCUUGUGUGGGAAUAUAAAACUCCACUAUAUAUUGCUUCCCAACGUGGAAAUGCAAGAAUGAUGGAAUUAUUGUUGCGGCAUGAGGCAAAGCCUAACAUUUAUAUCAUAGAUACACCACUGAAAGCGGCAAUCUUCGCUCGUUCAUUGGCAGGCGUGGAACUACUUAUUAAGGCUGGUGCUCAUGUUAAUACUGGUCUGCCUGAAACUCCACUGAUAGCAGCUGCAUCUGCUGGCUUAACUGACAUCAUCAAGUGUUUGUUGAAAGCUGGUGCCGAUGCAAAUAUACCUAAUGAUAGUGGUAGAAUACCAGUAGAAAUUGCUGCAAUCCAAGGAUGGCAGGAAUGUGUUGAGGUUCUUUUCCCUGUCACGACCCCUUUGGCUAGAGUUGCAGACUGGAGCAUUGAUGGAGUAAUUCAACAUGCAAAAUUUGCAAGUUCAGAGCCACUAGAUCAUCUGCUCCAUGAGGAUGAUGAAUCUGAUUUCGAGGCAGAAGGCGAUGCUGCAUUCUCAGAAAGGGAUUAUGCUCAUGCAUUGACUCUCUACACUAUGGCAUUGGAGAUUGACCCUCAUGAUUCAACCUUGUAUGCAAAGAGAAGCCUUUGCUUUCUGCAUAUAGGUGAUAAAGGCAAGGCUAUGGAGGAUGCUGAAACCUACAAAGAUAUGCAGCCAGAUUUAUCAAAAUCUUUCUACGCACAAGGAGCAGCUCUAAUUCUGGUGAAGGAGUUUGGCAGAGCGUGCGAAGCACUCAUGUCUGGUCUGAACUUGGAUUGAAGCAAACCAACUGACAAAGCAUGUUGAGAGGACCAUCCGUGAAGACAGGUUGUUACUGCACAGACAAGAAAGGUUGUUAGCUGUUACUGCACAGACAAGAAAGGUUGUUAGCUGUUACUGCACAGGCAAGAGUAAAGGUUGUUACUUGUUAAUACUGCAGUCAAGAAGAAAUGUUUCCGUUACUGCACAGGCUAGAAGAGAGGGUGUUAUCUGUUACUACUGCACAGGCAAGAUACUACGUACUGACUGGUGAAAAACAUCCUUCGAGAGCUUCGGGGUUGUGCUUUUUGACCUUUUGUUGGAUCCUGCAUUUUGCGAAGAACAUGUCCAUGUUUUGUGAAGAAAACCAAAGCUGGAUAUUAUAUUGAGAGUUUUUAGGGUACAUUGACCAUCCAUUGUGAGUUAAUC
This is a messenger RNA of Phragmites australis (common reed), 1425 nucleotides long. RefSeq lists its product as uncharacterized. NCBI's taxonomy places the organism in Eukaryota, Viridiplantae, Streptophyta, Magnoliopsida, Poales, Poaceae. Gene Ontology annotation, molecular function: protein binding. The record is from RefSeq and is a predicted model, not a curated record. The transcript has 10 exons. Bases 1 to 1017 code for a protein of 338 amino acids.